AUGAAGACAGAAUCAGCAGGUCAGACACAAAGCCAGUUAGUUCCACAAGCAUCUGUUAAGAUGUCCCUGGAUGAAAUGAAAGAUCUCCAGCUGGUGGGAAAAUACAUACAACCAGAAACCACGGAAGUGAAUGGAGUCCUUAUGACCAAGAUAAUGAGUGAUAAUUGGGACAAAAUCAGGAAUUUCCAAGCAAAACCUGAUGAUCUUCUCAUUGCAUCCUAUGCAAAGUCAGGCACAACCUGGACUCAAGAAAUUGUGGACAUGAUCCAAAAUGAUGGAGAUGUGCAGAAGUGCCAGAGGGCCAACACCUUUGACCGUCAUCCUUUCAUUGAGUGGACUCUACCUCCGCCCCUCAACUCAGGUCUGGAUCUGGCCAGCAAAAUGCCUUCUCCUAGAACUUUGAAGACUCACCUGCCUGCUCAGUUGCUGCCACCUUCCUUCUGGAAAGAAAAUUCAAAGAUUAUCUAUGUGGCUAGAAAUCCAAAGGACUGUCUGGUGUCCUACUACCAUUUCUCAAGAAUGACUAAAAUGAUGCCUGACCCUGGUACAUGGGAGGAGUAUAUUGAGUCAUUCAAAACUGGAAAAGUGCUGUGGGGCUCCUGGUAUAACCAUGUGAAGGGAUGGUGGGAUGCGAAAGACAAGCAUCGUAUUCUCUACCUCUUCUAUGAGGACAUGAAGGAGGACCCAAAGAGGGAAAUUCAGAAGAUAUUGAAGUUCCUAGAGAAAGAAAUGCCAGAAGAAGUCCUGAAUAAAAUCCUCUAUCACACCUCCUUCGACGUAAUGAAGCAAAACCCAAUGGCCAACUACACCACUUUGCCCACCAUCCUCAUGGACCAAUCUAUCUCCCCUUUUAUGAGGAAAGGGAUGCCUGGGGAUUGGAAGAACUAUUUCACUGUGGCCCAGAAUGAAGAAUUUGACAAGGACUACCAGAAGAAGAUGGCAGGGAGCACCCUGACCUUCCGCACAGAGAUCUGA
Neogale vison (American mink) is the source of this 975-nucleotide messenger RNA. RefSeq names its product sulfotransferase 1C1. The record is from RefSeq and is a predicted model, not a curated record. Gene Ontology annotation, biological process: sulfation. Gene Ontology annotation, molecular function: sulfotransferase activity. The transcript has 8 exons. Gene Ontology annotation, cellular component: cytoplasm. NCBI's taxonomy places the organism in Eukaryota, Metazoa, Chordata, Mammalia, Carnivora, Mustelidae. Bases 1 to 975 code for a protein of 324 amino acids.